AUGAGCUUUAUGGCCAUGGAAUCUGCAGAAAACGAUGCUAUGGGAAGCUCAGUGCCCGAAAAUAACUAUGACCAGGAAAAUAGGUCAGAUAAUGAUUCACACGAAGAAUCUCUGAGCCAGCUUCCGCCGGAUUUGUCUGAAAAUCUUGAACAGGCACUUAAUGGAGAAUCUAUUAGCGGAAAUGGUAACUCAGAAACGCGAUUUGAACCAGAUAAGGCACUCGAAAGCUCCAAAAAUUUGAUCGAUAACCCGAACCUGAAAAUAGAUAUGCCCGACGCUCUGGACCACGAAAACUUUUCCAAACUGUUAGAACUGGAUUCUAAAAACGACGAUGAUCUGUUUUCGUCAGCAGACCUGUUGGAUCAAGAUAUACCGGAAGACCUGGACAAACUGGUUGACGAAAGCACAAAGGGCUUGCAGCACGAUGCUACUGCUACAAGUCCGAGAACCUCAAAGGAAGUAAGCGAAGAGCUUCAGCGUAGUGCCUCUGAACUGCAGCAUUCACAGCCGCCUUUAGAACACGAUGAGCAAUCUUAUCAAGACUCGUCCCACUCCUUGAACGGUCUCCAUAUAAACGCAGAACCUGACUUGUCGUCAUUGCACGACGACUCAUCGGCUCUUACAAAAGAACUAUACAACUCGGGUACUCUAUCGGCUGGUGCUGGAACACGAGAAGAUACGCCCACUUCAAUAUUCGAAGCGAAGCACGAAGAAGACUUCGGUGAACACGAAAAACAUGACCCUCUGUCGCCUUCCGAGUUUCAGGUUAUGUCGCUGCCGCCUCCUCCACUACCAGAAAAUGCAGUCAACAAACAAGUGCUUCCGGCCAACAAUGAAAACUCUCAGCUUACAAUGACUGAAUUCCAAGAUCCUACGACUACUGAUUCCGAGCAGUCAAAGAUCUCGGCUUACGCUAGGUUGGAUUUCCAAAGCUUCACAUUUUACGUACAGACUUUGCAAGUUAUCAUUGGGCGUCGUUCGGAAAAUGAUUUUUCCCACAAAGUCGAUGUUAACUUGGGACCUUCCAAAUCCAUCUCAAGAAGACACGCACAAAUUUUUUACAACUUCGGAACGGGACGCUUUGAACUUUCGAUAAUGGGUAAAAAUGGGGCUUUUGUCGAUGACGCUUUUGUCGAAAGAGGUAUAACGGUGCAGCUAAAGAACAAGGCAAAAGUUCAGAUAGGCCAAAUCCCUUUUCAAUUUGUGCUGCCGGAUCAAGAAGGUAAGGAGAAAAAAGCUGUCGAACCUACCGAUGGUUCAGCUUCUCUAAAAAUGACACUCAACAAUCAUAAAUUCCCCGAUGUUUCGAGGGACUCAACUUCGAGUGCGCUACCUGCAGAUGAUAAGGAGAUAGCCAAAAAGGAAGAGGGAGAAGUACCGGCACCAAAAAAAAAGCUGCCGCCGAAGAAAAAGGAAAAGAAAGAAGCGAAACCUCCCAAACCGCCCAAAAAGGUUUACACACUCGACGAGAUUCCUGUGGAGUACAGGACGAAACCUGCGGGUUCUUAUUCAAAUCUUAUAACAGCAUGCUUGAGAAAGUACUCAAGUCCAAAGGGUAUGUCACUGUCGGGGAUUUACGCUGGUAUCAGAGAGUUAUUUCCUUACUACAAAUAUUGUCCUGAUGGCUGGCAAAGUUCUGUCAGACACAACUUAUCUCUCAAUAAAUCAUUCAGAAAGGUAUCAAAAGAGGGGAAAGGUUGGUUGUGGGGACUCAAUGAAGAAUAUAUUGCAGAAAGGGAAAAGCAGAAAAAAAAACAGGCAGAGGCAGCGGCUAUUAAAGCCAAAGCAGCUCAAUUGAAGCUUGAGCAACAACAACAGCAACAAAAGAUCAAAAGGCCGUCAGGAGAUUUGGCUGCUUCCUCCAGUGUCCAGAUUAUGAACAGGCCCAGGCAACCCAACAUUUCCCAGACUUUAGCUGCUAAUAGGGCUGAUAGAAAGGCAACAGCCGACGGAAAUCAACGAACUAUGAAAUAUCUCCAAGAACAGCUCAUGAUUCUCACGAAAGAUCGCAAAGGAUUGGAUAAACAAGUCAUGGCAAGUAUUUUAACUCAAGCGCUUGCAAUGACAAUAAAUCAGGUUACGCAGGCUGCUAAAUCAAAGGGAAUUACUGGUAAUCCCCUCACAGCUUUGAUUGAUAAGAAUCCUCAGCACCUCAAUUUAAUUUUGGCUGCUGCAGUGAAUGCUGCCACGAUAAAGGUCACAAAUGGAUCUGUCAAGCAAUUAGUGACAAUGCCACCGCCCACUGCAAGUAACGUGAGCUCUGAAAACACCGCGACUAAUGCACAUGCUAAUUCUCCAAGUGCAGCUGCCCCAUCCAAUCCUCCUGUGCCGCCCUCCCAAACAACUGGACAAUCUUCUGAUUCAUUCGAUCCUAGCUCUUUAUCGAAAUUUUUUCAACCCAAGCAGCCCUCGCGAGUGGCAACUCCAAAUCCUCCGAGAAACGUUUUACCUCAGAAAAGGGCAUCAAGCGAAACCGAAUCAAGCUCUGGAGAAGAGUCUUCUAGCGACGAUGAUGGAAGUGAUACUGAAGGGAGCGAUGAUAGCGAUUCUUCAGAGAGCUCAGGCAAUGAAAACAGUAGUAGUGGGAAAGAUUCGUCGAGUGAGGAAGGGAGUGAUGCAGAACAAACAAGUUGA
Lachancea lanzarotensis is the source of this 2634-nucleotide messenger RNA. It is a transcript of the gene FHL1, whose product is annotated as LALA0S08e07316g1_1. Gene Ontology annotation, molecular function: DNA-binding transcription factor activity; protein binding; sequence-specific DNA binding. Gene Ontology annotation, cellular component: nucleus. The transcript has a single exon. The record is from RefSeq and is a predicted model, not a curated record. Gene Ontology annotation, biological process: regulation of ribosomal protein gene transcription by RNA polymerase II. The coding region runs from base 1 to 2634 and encodes 877 amino acids. NCBI's taxonomy places the organism in Eukaryota, Fungi, Ascomycota, Saccharomycetes, Saccharomycetales, Saccharomycetaceae.